AUGAGUUGCAGGCAUGGCGGUGGCGGUGGUGGUGGUGGGCCUUGUGGAGCCUGCAAGUUUUUGAGAAGAAAGUGUGUGAAAAACUGUGUGUUUGCACCGUACUUUGACUCAGACCAAUUAGGUACGAGUGACUUUGCGGCGGUGCACAGGGUGUUCGGAGCUAGCAACGCCGCCAAGCUCCUCCUUAGGAUACCACCGCACCGCCGUCUAGACGCCGUCGUUUCACUCUGCUAUGAAGCACUGUCUAGGGUCAGAGAUCCUGUGUAUGGCUGUGUUGCCAACAUCUUCACCCUCCAGCAACAGGUUAUUAACUUGCAAGCAGAGUUAGCAUACGUUCGAGCUCGAAUUUCAACGUUGCAAUGCCAUCGUCAAGCAAAUCUACCGUCAACCGACAUUCUCUCAUCACCUAAAAUCAUGUCUAGUUCCACCAUGUCGCCGGUUUAUUCCGAACUUGCUAAAUCUGUACAAACGUCACGAGUAAUACCAAAAUGUUCCAACGACACCCCAACAGGUCAAGAACUAGAAGAGAGUGAUCUUGAGAUGAUAGCCCGAGAGUUCUUGACAAAGUAUGUUCCUCGACGUUAAGCAUUGAUUGUCGUGUUCUUGAAAAACAAGUGUUCUUAAGAUGACUUGUAGCGUUUAGAAAGUAGAUUGUAUUGACAUCGUUUUAGGGCUUCCUCUAACAAAUGACUUAAACCCUAAAAUUAA
This is a messenger RNA of Cynara cardunculus var. scolymus (artichoke), 708 nucleotides long. RefSeq names its product LOB domain-containing protein 19-like. Lineage: Eukaryota; Viridiplantae; Streptophyta; Magnoliopsida; Asterales; Asteraceae. The coding region runs from base 1 to 585 and encodes 194 amino acids. Gene Ontology annotation, biological process: positive regulation of DNA-templated transcription; hormone-mediated signaling pathway. The record is from RefSeq and is a predicted model, not a curated record. The transcript has 2 exons. Gene Ontology annotation, cellular component: nucleus.